This is a messenger RNA of Psylliodes chrysocephalus, 3695 nucleotides long. The record is from the annotation of a GenBank genome assembly. NCBI's taxonomy places the organism in Eukaryota, Metazoa, Arthropoda, Insecta, Coleoptera, Chrysomelidae.
UGAAUCACAAACCGCCAGUCGUCGCUAAACCGUUGAGAGGGGGUAUUACAUCGCCUGGCGAGCCCAAAACACACGUGAACUAAACUGACAGCUAUCAAAACAAUCUAGCAGAUUGUUUUGCCACAAUUGACUGAUAUAAUUUCUAUUCGUUAUUUGUUGUUUUGUUUUGUGUUGUUAGUGUGUGUGUGUGUCUUUUUGUGCUUUGUUACGUACGUUAUCAUGUGACUUUUGUUGUUUUUUUUUGUCGAAAACUUUGUAAGAGUUUUUUGAGAGGAGUAUCUACGAUGUCUAGACGAAAGCAGAGCAACCCUAAGCCUUUAAAAAGCGAUUCUCACGAAAAACCACCACUGGAAGAACACGAUACUGAAAAAGGUGAGGUAGAUUGGAACAGCGACCCAGCUGAGAACGCCGCUUCCGCGAAUUCACCUUCAAAGUCGCCUCCGCCAAAGAAUAUCGCUCCCGAAGGGACUGUCGAAGAAACUACGCAGAGCUCGCAGAAGAAUGAAACCGAAGAAAAGACGCCGAGGAUUCGAUUGAAAGCUAAUCUCGCUACCGAUCCUGCAUUGCAAUCUCAACCAAUCACACUUACAAAUCCGAAAAUUGAACCCGACACUGCUCCCUUUCCCGCUAAUUAUUUAACGUCGUUACCCCCCGCUCUACAAAGCACUUUGGUCUCUAGAGGCUUCUUUCUUCCCAAUAUUCUUCCCGCAGCGGAUCCUCAUCAAACCGAAUCAGUAGAAACCAGGCAGCCAACUGUACCAAUAUUUCAAUGCCCACCAUGUGGGAUUAGAUUCUCUUCUCUUAGUACUCUAGAAGCGCACCAAACGUACUACUGCUCGCAUCGUAUCAACAAAACUGCGAACGAUGAUGAUUCAAAAUCAGUUACCGAUCCAAAUGGAAAUCAGUCAGACGCAGAUCCAGCAGAACCUCCAUUAAAGAAUUUUCGUACCGGUAAACAAUAUACUUGUACUCACUGCUCGUAUAGCGCUGAUAAGAAAGUUAGUUUAAAUCGUCAUAUGCGAAUGCAUACAGUGUCGCCUAGUCCUAGUCCCUUGAAUAUUGUAACUACUCCAAACGGAGAAAGUAGUAGCACCAAUAAUCCCGAUAGAUAUUGUGCCGAAUGCGAUAUUAGAUUCAGUUCACAAAAAACAUAUCGUGCUCAUAAGUUACACUAUUGCAAUUCUCGACAUUUAGUCAAACUACCUUCAGCGUCCACUACUAAAGCAUCAUCUAGUACUUCUGGUUCGUCACCGACUUCUCCUGUAGAUAGUAGACCCUGCAGAACCCCUCCAUCGCCUACAUCUCAGACUGCUUCACAACAACCAUUUUUAGCUCUACCAACUAACCCCAUCAUUAUUGUGCCAUAUUCUCUUUUUCGAAACGCCAGUGUAUUGCCGGCUUUAACCGCUGCUUCCGGUCUUCCCACUCCAGAUACACCUUGUUUUCUUCUUCCAAAUGGUACUUUGCAGCCAAUGUCAAAUGCUUUAGCUAACCAACUGAACCAACAAAGCGAAACUCAUAGAAAUGAAAAAUCCAAAGACCCUACAGUUGUUCGAGAAUGUUCUUCAGCACCUUUAGAUUUAAGUAUGAGGAAAUAUGUGGAAAAUAAUGAUCUGGUUAUUGAUUUUGGUGAGGACCAAGAAAGUAGUACUACUCCUAAUCAGUCAGUUAGUCCUGAGAAGAGUAAAUCGGCACCUUCCUCACAAAAUUCCCCACCAACAACGCCUGUUUCGCAUUGUGAAUCUUCGCCAUCGCCUAAAAUAAAGGAUGAAGUUUCGAGAAGCAGCAGCCCAAAGAGGUUUAGAUCUGUUUUGAAAUCUACUCAGAAUGCCGACAAUAAGAGAACGAGUCCCGAAGUAAACAAUUUCCAACAACAGUUUGAGGGUAAUCCAUCUUUGCAUCCUUUAUUGAUGCGAGGAAGUUUGCCGUUACUCGCUCCUGAGGUUCAGUUGCGGCUAGAACCGCCUCUGUCAGCCGUUAUGCCGCAAGUUUUGGUAAAACAAGGAGUGUCGAAAUGUAAAGACUGCAAUAUAGUGUUUUGUAAAUUAGAGAAUUAUGUUAUCCACAAGAAGCACUAUUGUUCUGCCAGAACGCAAGACGAGAAUCUUUCGAAAUUUUCUGGUAGUCCACCAACAAGUCCGAGUAGUAUCGAGGCAACUAGUCCCGCUGGACAAUAUCAACAGCUUAUAUGUUUAGCUUGUGGGAUAAAGUUUACUUCGCUGGAUAAUCUAAAUGCCCAUCAAGCGUAUUACUGUCUGAAAAGAGGAGAAACGACGGACGUGAGGAAAUGCGGAAAAUGCAAGGGAGUAGCCGAACCGGGUCACCAGUGCGUUCCUCACGCUGCCCUUUCGGGGUGGAAAUGCCCUUGUUGUGACGUCAUUAGCCCUACGGCGAGUGCAGCUCAAAGACAUAUGGAAUCUCAUACCGGAGUCAAGGCGUACAGAUGCACCAUAUGUCGGUAUAAAGGAAACACGUUAAGAGGAAUGAGGACGCACAUCCGAAUGCAUUUCGAUAAACGAUCUUCUGAUUUGCAGGAAGAAAAAUACAUCUCAUAUAUCCUGGAAGACGAAGGUUCAAACAUAGUAGAAGUAAACGUAACUUCGGCAGAAUCAUCGGAAGAAAAAGCGAGUUCUCCAGCUACCGACUCUUCGUCAGAUCCAUUACACCACUGUCAUCAGUGCUCCUACAAUUCCAACUACAAAGCAAACGUUCUCCGACACAUAAAAUUAGUCCACGACGUUCCUUUGAACGAGGAAGUAGUACCUAAUGGUUUAUCGGACAAGAGCAAGUCCAUGCCUGUGUUAGAGGAAGACGAAGAAAUCUUAAUAAAGCGAGAGGCAAUAGAGCCCGAGGUGAUAAUCGCGCAAGGAGAAGAACCGAUUCUCAAAGAGGAACCGGAUGUCCCAAAAGCUCCUAAAAGCAAAACGCCUGAAUCGGAGAUCCUCCAAGAAGCUGCUAAACCGGGUUCUAGGUAUUGUAAAUCGUGUGACAUCUACUUUAAUUAUUACUCAACUUUUGUGGCGCAUAAAAAGUUCUAUUGCUCCAGCCAUGCUGGAGAGAUAACCGCCGCGUCGAAUAAUAAUAUAAAUAAUAAUUCAGCCACGCGUACCGCCGAGGCAUCUGUGCUUUAAAGUAGUUUAGUAGAUUGUUUUAGUAGAAUGAAGGUGUUAUUGACAGAUUCGAAAUAGUUUAAAACAUUUUUAAAAAAUUAAUUUCAAAAUAUAUAUGAAGUCAUACAUCAACAACGCAGAUACCUUUAUUUCUUGGACUUAUUCUUUUGUGAUAUUUAUCUAAACUUUACACACAAAGUUACCAGUAAUAACUAACUGAAUUUUCUACUUCUUGAUCUUGUUAUCUUUCGUCUACUAAUAAAUUAGAAAGAUCCUUCCACAUCUAUAUUUAUAUCCCUUAGGGCCAGUUUUUCAAUCACACUUUAAACUUUCGUUCAACUGAACUGUUGGUGUGAUGUUUACAGAAACAUUUUUUAAAAAUGAAGAUGAAAAAUUGUACGAAAUGGUAAAAAUUAACAGACUGCUAAUUUUUCGAAUAAUAAAGAAAAAUUGCUUUACAAUUCCUUCUUAUAUUUCGUUAAUUAUUAUGUUAACCGUUUCCUUAAACAAAUGAAAUAUUGCAUAUUCUCUUGGUAUGCCUUAGUAUGCCUUACAUAGGGCAUCAUGUUCGGAAAUUUUAAAUUU